Neltuma alba is the source of this 1923-nucleotide messenger RNA. Its product is annotated as VQ motif-containing protein 4-like. The transcript has a single exon. The coding region runs from base 182 to 865 and encodes 227 amino acids. Lineage: Eukaryota; Viridiplantae; Streptophyta; Magnoliopsida; Fabales; Fabaceae. The record is from RefSeq and is a predicted model, not a curated record.
ACCCUCCCUCCUUGGCUCCUUCCUUCCUUCUUCACUACACUCUCUUGUUUCCGCUCAAGCCUUCUCUUUCACUCUUUGCUCUGCCACUUUCCAUAUCUCUUCUCCGAACUCCACCUUUUUCCUCUCUGCAACUCUCUCUCUCUCUCUCUCUCUCUCUCUCUCUGUGUUUAGGUUUCCAUCAAUGGAAAUCAGCCCUAAACCUCAUGACCCACAGAAUCCUUCUCCGCUUCUCUCUCCCACCUCUCCACCUCUCACCUCCAGAAACAUCCCCAGAUCUGAUUCCCACCCUUACCCCACCACUUUCGUCCAGGCUGACACUUCCUCCUUUAAGCACGUCGUUCAAAUGCUCACCGGCUCCCCCGAUUCCCCUAAACCCCCACUUUCCGAUUCCCUUCCUCCUCCUCCGCCUCCUCCUUCUUCCAAGAGCUUCACUAUCCCGCCGGUGAAGACGCCGCCCAAGAAACAGGGUUUCAAGCUCUACGAGAGGAGGAACAACCUUAAGAACAGUCUCAUGAUCAACACCUUCACCACCAAUUUCCCUCCCAAUUCUGGGCUUUCACCUCGCAAGCCGGAGAUUCUGUCGCCCAGUUUGCUUGAUUUCCCUUCGCUCUCUCUCAGUCCCGUGACGCCGUUGAACGACGACGACAGGACCGACCCCUUUGAGAAGUCGUCGUCGUCGCCUCUCCUGACGAUGACGACGACGAACUCGCUGUCGUCGUCAGGGGAGGAGGAGAGGGCGAUCGCGGAGAAAGGGUUUUAUUUGCACCCCUCGCCCUUGAACACUCCCAGGGACUCCGAGCCCCGGCUUCUGCCUCUGUUUCCGGUGACAUCACCCCGAGUCUCCGAGUCGGAGUCUCCUCCGUGAAGCUAUGAUGAUUUUGUUGCUCAUUUACAGAAUAAUUCGCGAGGUUUCUGACUUGUAGGUACAAAACCAGAUGGUGAAAUUCUAGUUUAUUUCUUCCAUGAAAUGGCACAGCUCUCUGCUUCUUCUUCUUCGUGAUUCCCCUGGUUUUCGUAUCUUCUUCAUCAAAAUAUCAUUUUUUUACGGAAAAAAAAAAUCUCUCUAUCAGAUGAAUUUCAUCGAGUCACUUUUUGGGAUCCUUUUUGUCUUCGUAAGUCCUGACACAAAUGACUCUUCAUGUUUUUUGUCUUCGAAAUAUCAGAAAACAGAGGAAACAAACCAUGAAGCUCGAUGACAUUUCGAAUUGUACUAGAAUACUGCAUGUUUUUUCCCUGCUGUAAUAGGUGUCAUGUCUCAUAGUACAACAUCUCGUAGAUUGUUUGUGUCAUGUCUAUCCCAGGAAAAAAAAUGAAGAUUGGGAUAGGGAAAAUGGGAUGUUUUUGGGACACAUUUUAAUGAAGGAAAACAGUAUCUAUAAGGAAGACGUUGACAGAGAUCCACAGAGGAGGAAGAUGAAGUUUUCUUCUGCAGCUAGCUUUAGUCUAAGAUAUCUGUUUUGUUUCUUCAUCUUUCAUUUUGACUCCUAUUGGAAUUUUUGGAAGAAAGGCCAGAUCAGAUAGAUUUGUCUGUAUCAAAUUCUAAAAAAAUCUCCCUCGGAUCAAGUGAACCAGAAGUUUUCUUUUUGUCAUUUUCUUUUUCUCCUCCUGCUCUCGUGUUUCAAAGAUGUGGAUAGAUAUGUAGAAAUUUGAGUUUAAAGAGAAGAUCAAUAAUUAGGGCCAAAAAAAAAAAAAGGAAUAAUGGAAAGCUUGGAUUUUUCUCCAUCCCCAUUUAAAAUUUCUUAUGGUUUUUGGAUUUUGAGCUUAGGAUUAGCUUAAAGUCACUGUGAUUUCAAAUUGCAGUUAGAAUAGCAUGAAAAUUGAAAAUCGGAACAAAGUUGCAGGAUCCCCCAUAGGGAAGUGGCCAUUGUAAUUAUCGUGCAUAAUUUAAGAUUAUGAUACUUAGGCAGUCAUUAUUGAUGUUUA